Endocarpon pusillum Z07020 is the source of this 1110-nucleotide messenger RNA. RefSeq lists its product as uncharacterized. The transcript has 2 exons. NCBI's taxonomy places the organism in Eukaryota, Fungi, Ascomycota, Eurotiomycetes, Verrucariales, Verrucariaceae. The record is from RefSeq and is a predicted model, not a curated record. Bases 1 to 1110 code for a protein of 369 amino acids.
AUGUCCGACGAUGAAGAUACCGAUGCAUCCCUCCUCGCUCUCCUGCGCCAGUCCCUAAGCUUGACGGAAAAUACAGCCACGCCAGCAAUCCCAGAGACUGGCGUCCUCUCUUCUGCCAAAUUCAUCUACAACAACUCCAUUGACGUCGCCAUUGACUCAUCCAGCACCAAGCUUGCCGCCACAAACAUCUACAACCUUAUGCAAUCCAAACAGUAUUCUACUCACUCGUGGUCCGCUCAUGAUCUUCACCCCAAAGCCAAGGAUAAGGCAACGCUGGACUUUAUCUUCACAAUGGAUCUGCUGAAUUUCUCGUUUUGGUCAGAGAGCUCUGAGGAGCAGCGGUUUGCGGUUGAGUACAGGGGGAAGCGGUGGACAGGGUAUUGGAGCUUGGUUGCUUGUUUGCAGAGAGCGAUUGACCAAGACGUACCGAUCACGGAUUCUCAUUUUUGGCAGGAUGAAGGGGAAUGCACUCUAGAGCUGCUGCAGCACCUUUUCCGCUCUACAACCUCAGAGCAGAUACCCAUGCUGCGGGAAAGGCUAGACUGCCUGCGCGAAGCCGGGACGGUGCUGUACAAGACGUAUAGCUGCAGCUUCGCAAACUGCAUAGCCGCAGCCAAGCAGUCGGCAGCCGCUCUGGUGAGCCUCCUCGUCCAAGAUUUUCCCUGCCUGCGCGAUGAACAUCAAUUCGAAGGGAGAAGGGUCCGUAUCUAUAAGCGUGCUCAGAUUCUGGUUGCAGACAUCUGGGCUUGCUUCAACGGCGAGAGCUAUGGCACCUUCCACGAUAUUGACAGCAUCACAAUGUUUGCGGAUUACCGCAUACCACAGAUGCUGCACUCGCUGGGUUGUCUGAUGUUUAGUCCGCCGCUGGAAGGGCGGAUUCGCCGGCAGGAGGAGAUCAAGAGCGGGGAGAGGUACGAGGUUGAGCUUCGAGGGUGUAGCAUCUGGGUUGUAGAAUUGAUCAGGAGGCAGAUUAUGAAUGAUCACCCUGACGCCAAGGUAAACUCGAUCCUCAUAGAUAACUUUCUGUAUGAUACUUUGAAGGAAAAGGAGGCGGCUGGAGAGAUGACAGACAUGAUACCUCAUCAUAGAACGAGAUCAAUUUGGUAUUGA